UUUGCAGAGAUAACAGGAGACAGGAUGAUACUGGGAAGUCGUCGGCAUGGUGCCCGGUUUGGUAUUGCUCUUGCUAACAUUGGAGACCUGAACAUGGAUGGCUACGAAGACAUUGCAGUGGGUGCGCCUUAUGAAGGAAAUGGCGUUGUGUAUAUCUAUCACGGAAGUGUGGACGGUAUCAAAUACGAACCAGCACAGAUUAUACAAGCGGAAAACAUCGACCCGCAAAUUAAGGGCUUCGGAAUUAGCUUGUCGAAAGGUGCAGAUGUAGAUGGAAACCAUUACAACGAUAUUGCUGUGGGAGCGUUUAAAUCGGGACAUGCUGUUGUGCUGAAGAGUCAUCCCAUCAUCACCUUUAAACCCACACUAAACACUAGUACCAGAAGCGUCAGCCGUAAGGCCUUCAAUUUCUCCUGCACAUCCUGUCUCUCGUACACAGGCUGGAGUGUUCCAGACACCGUGGAUGCUAAAGUGACGUUGCAAGUUGAUUUGUCGUUCGGAAGAGCUAAUUUUAUCUCCAACGAAUUCAGAAGGACCAACACGCAUGCUUACAAUAUUACACUCCGGCGUGGGAAACAGUGGUGCAAAGAUUUGAGGGUUCAAAAUACUCAGCAGAUUGUAUACAGAACAGAGCCGUUACUUCUGGCGAUGACCUAUGAAUUAACUAACAAUCCAAAUAAGGUUCAACCAAGAGGACCACGUGACAGUGCUGCAGAUGAGUUCUGCAUGGAAUGUCCUGUACUGGACAGCGCUCAGUCUACUAUCAUAACUACAAUGGUCGCUUUUGAGACCGGCUGUAGAAGUUUUGUGUGCACACCGGAUAUUAAAAUUGAUGCAAGGUUUAUGGGAAUUGAGGAAACAUUCAUUCUAGGAGAGAAGCAGACUCUUGGUAUAAGACUAGAGGUGGAAAAUAUUGGAGAACCGGCCUUCUUUACGCGUGUCAACCUGAUCAUUCCCAAGGUCACACCGGUUGUCGAAAUUCCUUCAAUCUGCUAUGACUUGUCAAAUCAGGACAGGAAGGAAACUUACGUCCUCGUGUGCGAUAUUGGUUAUCCUUUGGAGAAAAACUACACGAUGGACCUGGUGAUGAGCAUGAAGGAUGUACCUGCCGGCACGAAAACCCUGACCUUCAAAGUGAACGUGACAAGCGCUGGGAAUGACAACAACCCCAGCGAUAAUCAUAAGGAGUUGGUACUGCCAAUUGUGAUCCAGGCGGAUAUGACAAUAGCUGGGAUACCCAGUCAGGAUCAAAUUGUGUAUAUGACAAAGGGGAACACAUACAUUAAGGAUCUGACGCUAAGCCAUACGUUCCAGGUGUGGAACUCGGGACCAAGUACCGUGGAGACAGCGGAGAUUGAGUUUCAGAUUCCACAUCAAUAUGUUUUGCCACCGACACAAGAAAUCUUUAUGAGGGUUUUAGAGCCCCAGUUGCAGACUUCUGCAAGCAUCAUGUGCACACCUGUGAUGGGGUUUAGCUUCUGGAAUCCUUCCAGUGAAAUUCCCACGAUUGACCCCAAUUUGUCGGAUGGUGAAGGACCCGAUGAUGACUUUUAUCAGCUGAGCAAUAGAAGACCCCCAUCUCUAUCGAAACGUUCUGUCUCCAAUACCGAAAACCGAGAAGAGAAUUUCGCCGAUUCCAUGCCAAAAGUCUCUGUACCAGAUGAUGCGCCAUCAACUUCCAACUUCAGUAUGCCUCCGUCAAAGAGGACUUUGUUCCUGAACUGCACAGAUCCGAAAGUGGAUUGCUUCACGGUGAAAUGUUCUGGAGGUCCUUUCUUACCCAACAAGACUCAAGCAGUAAUUAACUUCCAGCUCAGACCUGACUUCGUAGUUCUGGAAUCGCAGCUACAAAUGAAAGACAUAAUAUUGUUUUCUUCAAUGGGGACUGUAACAAUCAGAGAUCCACCGGACGCUCUACAACCUCAGGGGCACAAACCAGACUACGCAGAUGUGCACACUAGGUUCCUUGGGACGAUACCCGAAGGCAGUGUAGCUACGUGGAUCAUAGUGCUGGCCGUCAUCUGCGGCAUCCUGAUACUGCUCCUCAUUGCUACGGCUCUCCAUAAGAUUGGUUUCUUCAAGCGUGAAAAGAAAGAAGAACUGAAGGCUUUAAAAGAUGCUGAAGUUGUCACAAAUGAAGAGGAAGACUGCACCGAUUUUCAGGCUGACGUCAUCUCCAGCGACGAAUUAUGAAGUUCCAGGAGACUAUAAAUUCCAAAUGAAUUUCAUAGUAGUUAUUCUGCUCAUGAUAGACUAUAUUAAAUUUUGGAAAAUAUGGAUUCACGUCUACUAUUGUGAAAGUUCACAACUUAUGUGUGUUAUAAGAGACUAAGCGUUAAGUGUUCAUUAAGUAAUGCUCAUACAGAAUGCUGUAAUAUUCAGUAACUUCUGUUAAACCAAGAUGCGAAGUCAAAAUCUGAAUACGAGUUUAUCAAAAUUAUUUUCCUAUUCUGAAUAAAUGUUACUAAAACCCCGACAUAUUUUGACUAAAAUUACCAUCUUCAAUGAGGAUACGAGAUAAAAACGGAAUAUUUAACUUUCAAUACGUGUAAGUAAAAUAUUUAGGUCAUAAAAUUUGUGUGAAUACUUAAACUAUUAUUACUUUAUAGUUCAUUGAUGUAAAUUUUUGUCAAAUGCAGUUUCUUGAUAAUUAGAGGUUUACUUUAUUGUGUAGUGUGGCCACAAGCUUGUUUCUAAUGUAUGGGUAUGAUGAUGUACCGCAUUGUUGCGUGGCUCUUGUGAGGUUGUAUUUUGGAAAUUUCACCUUAAAACAAAAGAGUAUAAGACAGCAAUACGCAAUGUAGUACGACCAACUAAUUAUCAAGAAAAGUGCAUUUUAUAAUGGUCCACAUCAAUGAGCUUUAAAGUAAUAUUGUUUUUAACUUUUUAAUAAAAAUAUUAUGCCUUAAACAUAUUGAAUAUUUUAGUCAGACACAAAAUUCCUGAAGUUUUCUAUAAUAUCUGGUAACCCCCUGGAGAUUUUUGACCGAAGUAAUUCGAGAUUUUAAUGGUAAGUAAUCGGCAUGAGAGAAUAAAUUAAAUUUACUAGGAAAAUGAUUUCGUAUCUUAUUUUAACAUCAUAGUUAUAUAAGCAAAACGAAUCAUAGCAAAUUUGUUUCUGCAAUCAAAUAUUCCGAACUUCAAACUAAUGUUUCGCUUUAUUUUCGCAUUUUCUUUGCGAAACCCUUUCUUCAGUUCACAAAGUAUCACAAGUCUACACGGCGUCACACCGCAAAGCUUUUAUUCUUCAGUCCUCUCCACGAGAACCCCAGAUCCAAUCGAAAUGAGCCUGGUGUUACGGGAGAGGCUUUGUAUCUCUUCCAAACUAACAAGGCCCCCUUUAUAUCGAUUCCUGUUGAUGUCAAUGUUUGCUUUCUGAUUACAUACCUGCAGCUGCAGUAAACCGAUUGGUGUCUGGUGGUAGGGUUCUGGAACGAGGAUUGAGGGAAGAAUUCAUAGUUACAAAAUGGUUAAGAUUUGCUUGUCUCUAAUAUGGCUGUGUUGCUUAAAUUUGUCAUUGGUGACUAUGGUUUGCGGGUUCAAUCUGUCCCCCAAGCAUGGAGUAGUGAUAAAGGAUCCGAGUGGGCAAGAAGGAAGCUUUUUUGGUUAUACUGUUGCUCUGCAACAAGAUGGCUGGUAAGUUUCUUAUCCUAACUGUGUGUUAAGUCGCAGUUCAGCAUAAUGUGUAGACCUACUCUGUUGAGUUUAAGAAAGAGUGCUGUGUUUCUGUGUAGCCUAAUUGAAAUAACAAGUUCUAUGAUAUAUUUCCAUAUGAACACCUUGGCCGGAAUAAGGCGGCUAGAAUAUGUUAAAAUUAAUAAUUAAUAAACAUUAUUUAUAGCCAUUAA
Messenger RNA from Cryptotermes secundus, 3848 nucleotides. RefSeq names its product integrin alpha-9. Gene Ontology annotation, biological process: cell-cell adhesion; cell adhesion mediated by integrin; integrin-mediated signaling pathway. The record is from RefSeq and is a predicted model, not a curated record. Gene Ontology annotation, molecular function: integrin binding. NCBI's taxonomy places the organism in Eukaryota, Metazoa, Arthropoda, Insecta, Blattodea, Kalotermitidae. The coding region runs from base 25 to 2193 and encodes 722 amino acids. The transcript is spliced from 15 exons. Gene Ontology annotation, cellular component: integrin complex; external side of plasma membrane.